Molecule: messenger RNA, 627 nt
Organism: Epithele typhae
Lineage: Eukaryota; Fungi; Basidiomycota; Agaricomycetes; Polyporales; Epitheliaceae
Exons: 4
Coding region: 1-627 (208 amino acids)
Biological process (GO): hydrogen peroxide catabolic process; cell redox homeostasis; response to oxidative stress
Cellular component (GO): cytosol
Molecular function (GO): thioredoxin peroxidase activity
Source: RefSeq, a predicted model, not a curated record
AUGUCUUAUGCGGUCAACGAUUGGCGCGUCUCUUCCGAACCUCCCGCGCGGCCCAACACCUGGCUCACGGGCUGCGAAGCUCUCUCAGCCCGCAUCGCCCCCCGUGAGCCAACAGUCAAGUCCUGCCGCAUCGCGAUUCCUGUCGCCGACGGCUUUGACCGCGCGCAAGUCAACGGCAUCCGCGCCACACCGCUCAAGGCCGGAAUAGCGAAGCGUGGGGCCGUCGUGGGCGAUGGCAAGAGCAAGGGCCAUCCCGCGGACCACCACUACGAUGCCCACAUUUCUAUCGACAUCGACAUCGAUGUGGCUUUCAACAACCUCUCGCAGGCCAUUGUCUCGUCGCCCUCACGGCCGCCACUCUGCGCCCUACGUUUCCACCUCCACAAAGCCAACACGACCACCCACUCCCUGCGUUUCCACCUCCACGGACCCAACACAACUGCCUCGACCGACUCGCAGUACUCGCACAUCGCUUGGGCGACCUCCCGGCGCAAGCAGGGCGGUCUCGGUCCGGACCUCAAGCUCCUGCUUGUCGCGCACCGCGACAUGUCCGUCUCGCCCGAUUACAGCAUCCUCAUCGAGGAUGAGGGCAUCGCCCUCCGUGGGCUCUUCAUCAUUGACCCAUAA